GACAUCAACAAGCGGCUGUCGCUGCCGGCCGACAUUCGGCUCCCCGAGGGCUGCCUGGAGCGCCUGGUGCUGCCCUCCCCACUCAGCCGCCGCCUGCGCCGCGUCUCCCUGUCGGAGAUCGGCUUUGGCAAACUGGAGACGUACGUCAAACUGGACAAACUGGGAGAGGGCACGUACGCCACGGUGUACAAGGGCCGCUCCAAGCUGACCGAGAACCUGGUGGCCCUCAAGGAGAUCCGCCUGGAGCACGAGGAGGGCGCCCCUUGCACGGCCAUCCGCGAGGUGUCGCUGCUGAAGGACCUGAAGCACGCCAACGUGGUCACCUUGCACGACAUCAUUCACACGCAGAGCUGCCUCACGCUCGUCUUCGAGUACCUCGAUCGGGACCUGAAACAGUACCUGGACGACUGCGGCAGCGUCAUCAACAUGCACAACGUCAAGCUGUUCCUGUUUCAGCUGCUGCGGGGUUUGGCCUUCUGUCACCGUCACAAAGUGCUGCACCGCGACCUGAAACCCCAAAACCUCCUCCUCAGCCGGAGGGGGGAACUGAAGUUGGCCGACUUCGGGUUGGCGCGGGCGAAGUCGAUCCCCACCAAGACGUACUCCAACGAGGUGGUGACGCUGUGGUACCGCCCCCCCGACAUCCUGCUGGGCUCCACCGAGUACUCCACGCAGAUCGACAUGUGGGGCGUGGGCUGCAUCUUCUCGGAGAUGGUGACGGGGCGGCCGCUGUUCCCCGGAGCCACAGCGGAGGAGCAGCUGCACUUCAUCUUCCGAAUGCUGGGUGAGGGGAUUCGGGGUUUUGGGGGGGG
Gallus gallus (chicken) is the source of this 812-nucleotide messenger RNA. RefSeq names its product cyclin-dependent kinase 16-like. The transcript is spliced from 8 exons. The record is from RefSeq and is a predicted model, not a curated record. Gene Ontology annotation, biological process: neuron projection development; exocytosis; protein phosphorylation. The annotation marks the transcript as partial. Gene Ontology annotation, molecular function: protein kinase activity; ATP binding. Lineage: Eukaryota; Metazoa; Chordata; Aves; Galliformes; Phasianidae. Gene Ontology annotation, cellular component: synaptic vesicle; cytoplasm; nucleus.